Messenger RNA from Gasterosteus aculeatus aculeatus (three-spined stickleback), 6444 nucleotides. RefSeq names its product transmembrane protein 63C (gene tmem63c). The record is from RefSeq and is a predicted model, not a curated record. NCBI's taxonomy places the organism in Eukaryota, Metazoa, Chordata, Actinopteri, Perciformes, Gasterosteidae. Gene Ontology annotation, molecular function: calcium-activated cation channel activity. Gene Ontology annotation, cellular component: plasma membrane.
CGCCACGUUUAACAAGGACACACUCAAGAGGAGAACAUCAGCUCAGAUUUGACUCUUUUACUUAUUUAUUUUCCUUUGGCUUGCAGUCUUUAUCUCCCAGUGGCUGACCGCUGAUACGGAAGCAGAGGUUUGGAAGUCAACGCAAGUUCACAUACAUUUUUAUUUAUGGUUCAUCUCUCUGCCGAAACCGGAGCAAUCUCACUCCCUCAGGCAGGCAAUAAAUCCUGGUCCGACUGAAUGUUUGAUGAUGAGAGAAAAAGCUCUUUUUGGGCGGCUGUCCACCAAAUGGUUUAUGUUCAUCGUUGGGUUGUGGUGCAGCUGGGAACACGACCCAACGCUACCGAAUUGUUAGAUGCAACAAUGUUUCCUUUGUUUAUGGCGACAUAGAUUCAGCUUCUGGAUGCAUGACACAGCACUUGUUGAGGGGUCUGUUUCAAGUGAUUUAAAGGACAGUAAAUUCUCGGUGUGUUAAACCACGAAGGUGAAUGCCAGUCGGUCUAGACAGAUAAUAUCUCAAAAACUAUUGUUUGUCACGUUUUUCUUCAUUUUAUUUUACUGACCUCCACCACUUUUCUUUUUAGCACAAGUUACUAAUUUUGAAUGACGACUCUUGUAUUGAUAUUGGCAAAAGAUAUCUAUGGCGCCAAGAUGAUGAAUUCUAAUUUUACUUUUCCUACGGCAUAAACAGGUUUUAGUUUAAUGUCUUAUAAACCACUGGAUGGAUGUUCAACACGUUUUAAGCUUGUGAAAAGUAGUUUCAGUUUUUGACAACACUGAAAAAAAAGGCUAAAGAAGAAGCUGGUUUCAUGAAAAUGUAUCCUGAUUGAAUUAGGGUCCAUCGCUAGUUAUCGACCUUCUGACUUACAGUUAAAUUGUUUUUUCUCCGUGAUGAUGAUAUCUGAUCUCCUACUCUCACACACACACACCUACAGACACACACACACAACUACAGGCAGAAACACAUACAGAUGCCUCAGCGUUUUUUUCCGGUGCAAUGAGCUGACGUGAGCCAGCUUUUUCUUCUCUUUUUCUGCUUCACUGACUGAAAAUCGGUUCUUUUAUCACCAGCUCGCUGUUCCCGUACUGACUAACAGUCUAACCGAGCAGAGAGGAGACAUCUCCCGCGCGCUGCCAACCGAACCGAACACCAGUCUAUAAUCUGCUGCGACGGCUCGGAAGCUGGAUGAGAGAUUCCGAUUUGUCGAGUUCAGUAAGCCGGAGACAAAAUGAAUACGGCGGGAUGCCUGUGAGCAUGUUUGAGGGUUUAUACAAGACGUGUGAGACAGAGAAAAAAGUCUUGUUGUUGUUAAAACCGCCGAGUCAUGCAGUGACGUUUAUCCGAAUGUUGUGUGAAGCGCACACACACAGACACACACACACAGCCAGCCUGUAUCCCUCAGCAUCCCGCUGUGGAGGCGGAGAGGGAGAGUUUAGCUGUUUGCAUCGGCGCCGAGCUCAAAGUGAACGACCCGUCUGAUGCAGGAAGAACAACAACAAUGAGACGAUAAAGAUCAUUUCCAGCGUUGAUGGCGCACGCUCAGCUGCUGGUGACGAGAGCGCCCUCUGCGGAGGGCACGGCUGCAGAGCUGGACGCUCUCAGCUUCCUGGAUUCUUUCGGGGAUGAAAACGGCACCGCGGAGAGAUGCUACCGGUCGCACUCCCGCAGCAGCGUCCUCCAGGGCCUGCCGUUUGGAGGCGUGCCCACGGUCCUCGCCAUCAAUGUGGUGCUCUGGAUGUUCCUGCUACUCGUCUUCUCGUGCCUGAGGAAGGCUGCAUGGGACUACGGUCGCCUAGCUCUGCUGAUGGAGAACGACAGUCUCACCUCCCUGUUUUAUGGAGAACCGAAUGAGAAAGAGAAGUCUCCGUCAGAGUCCAGCCCCUCUGACUCUGAGACCAAGGACAUGGGCUUCUGCUCAUGGCUCUCAUACCUUUACCAUAUGAAGGACGAGGAGAUCCGUAGCAAAUGCGGCAUUGACGCCGUUACAUACCUGUCUUUCCAGCGCCACAUCAUCCUGCUCAUGACGGUGGUUUGCCUGCUGUCUCUGGCCAUAAUACUGCCCGUCAACUUUUCUGGGAACCUCCUGGGAGACAGUCCUGAAAACUUUGGGAGAACAACGCUGGCUAAUGUUAGUGCAAAGGACGGCUUUCUGUGGCUCCACAGUGUCUUGGCUCUGGUCUACUUCAUCAUCACGUCGCUGUGUAUGGCUCACCACUUGAUACGGCUGGAGUACCAAGAAGACGAGAAGGUAGCCAGGACACUGAUGAUUACCUCCAUACCAAGAGAGAUCUCCGACCCCGGACUCAUCACCAAACACUUCCAUGAGGCCUACCCCAGCUGCACUGUCACCGAUAUCCGAUUCUGCUUUGACGUCCACAAGCUGAUGAGGCUGGACGCAGAGAGGCGCAAGGCGAUGAAAGGCCGGCUGUAUUUUGCCACAAAGGCCCAAAAGGAGGGGAAGAUCAUGAUCAAGACCCAUCCAUGUGCUCAGAUAUUCUGCUGCGACAUGUGUGGCUUUGAACAGGUGGAUGCAGAACAGUACUACGGCGAGUUAGAAGAAAAGCGGACGGACGAGUUCAACGCCGAGAAGAGCCGCAUCUCCAUGAAGAGGCUCGGCAUUGCCUUUGUGACCUUUCGCGACGAGAGGAUGACUGCCGUCAUUGUGAAGGACUACGGUUGUGUGCGCUGCCGUCGCAGACCCCAGCAGUCCAGCAUCACCACCGUGGUGCACUCGCAAAAAUGGGAGGUGGACUACGCACCUGCUCCCAGUGACAUCAUAUGGGAAAACCUGUCAGUGUGCGGAUCUCGCUGGUGGCUCCGAUGCGUCCUCCUCAACAUCCUCCUCUUCCUCCUGCUCUUCUUCCUCACCACUCCCGCCAUCAUCGUCAACACAAUGGACAAGUUCAACGUCACGCGGCCCGUGGACAGCCUGCAGAGCCCUGUCAUCACCCAGUUCUUCCCAACCCUGCUGCUGUGGGCGUUUUCGGUACUCCUGCCCUUCAUCGUCUACUACUCCGCCUUCUUUGAGUCCCACUGGACCAGAUCCGGCGAGAACCAAGUGACGAUGCACAAGUGUUUUUUCCUGCUGGUCUUCAUGGUCAUCAUCCUGCCCUCACUUGGUCUGUCCAGUCUGGAUCUGUUCUUCACAUGGCUCUUCGACGUCAACUUCUUGAGUGAAAAGGAGGUGAAAUUCCAAUGCGUGUUUCUUCCCGACAACGGUGCAUUCUUUGUGAACUACGUGAUCACAUCUAGUCUGAUUGGCACGUCUAUGGAGCUGCUCCGCAUCCCGGCGCUGACCGUGUACGCCCUCCGCCUUUGCUUCGCCAAGUCCCAGGCGGAGCGCAUUCACGUCAAACGGAGCCAGGCUUACGAGUUCCAGUUUGGUCUGGAGUACGCCUGGACCAUGUGCAUCUUUGCAGUCAGUAUGACCUACAGCAUCACUUGUCCCAUCAUCACGCCCUUUGGUCUGCUCUAUGUGAUCCUGAAGCACAUGGUCGACCGAUACAACAUCUACUACGCAUACGUUCCCACUAAACUCAACCAACGGAUCCACAAGGCGGCCAUCAGCCAGGUCAUCCUGGCCCCCAUCCUCUGCAUGUUCUGGCUGCUCUUCUUCUCAAUGCUCCGAUUAGGCCCAGUGCAUCCCAUCACCCUCUUCACCUUAGUGUCCCUGCUCUCCUGCGUAGCGUUCUGCCUGUUCCGCUUGUGCCUUAGGAAGCAGCCAGACAAGUCCACGAGCUAUCAGAUGUCUGAUCAGCCAGCGGAGGGGACGUUUACCGACGGAGACAGGACUACUGUAACAUCCACUACUGCCUCCAGUCUGUUUGUGGCCUCGGUGCUGCUGGAGCCAGAGCUGGCUCUGACUCCCAUGCCGUCCCCGGCUCACCACACCUACGGCGCCAUGGCCAGAUCCCAGAGUUCCAGCCACGGCGCGGCGGAGGAGGACGGGGAGGACGAGGACGAGUGUGAGGAAGGCCACGCCCGGACCCACGAGACUGAACUCCAAGGCCCCCCGGACCUCUACUGCUCCAGCCUCGUGGACGGCGCCGUAGGCUUCCAGUGACACCGAAACACCCAAAGCUGAUUCCACACGUCCUUCACCCUGAGGGGGGGGGGGCACAGAUUGCUAAAAUGCUGCAAUGCUCCCGACUCCUGAAUAUGAAAGAAUGCACAAUUUAUACAUAGACAGCAAUUUGCUAAAACAUCUCUGUGGACGAUGCCUCCCAAGAUGUACAGAUUAUUUCAGUUAAACUACCGGAUGCUCCGUGACGGGGAUCGCAACUUCUCCUGUGACUUCGCUUGCAAGACCAAAAGGGUUUAAAAGUAAACGGAAGGGUCUUGGGGUGGGGGGGGGUGGGGGGACUUGCCUUCGGGUUGCUAUCAGAGCCACUCUCUCCGUUCCGUGCCGCUUGGACGUGGACCUGCCAGUGUGGGUGGUGUGAGCCGGCUUCGGCCCGGCAGAGUGGUCCGGGUGAUAUCUGGUUCCUCGAACGCAGAGCUGGGGGAGGAUGGGGGGGGGGGGGGCUGAGGGUGGUGAGCAGCUGGUCGUGAAGCCAUCUGCAGCGAGACAGCAGACAGACGGAGGGGGCCGAAUGUAACUCGGACAUGUACUGUAAUGUGCUGUAAGCCGCCCGGCCGUAUACCUGAAGCUCGUUGUACCUAUUGUCGAUUUGAGGUCGCUAUUUUUGCUACAGUAUUUUCCGUGCCAUUGAUAUUGUGCGUUGUGUUGGACUACUGGAGGUUGUUGAAGGAUUUUGCAGCUGUCCCGUCUUAGUAACGUGUGCCCUUAUUACGCUGUUUUGGUUUUGACUGUUUAUGUGAUCCAACAAAAUGUUAUCAGUUCUUCAUUUUAAAGGUAUAGUUCAGCACUCAUGCUGGUUCACUUUCUUGCCAGGAUUUAGAUGAGACCCAUACCACUUUCUAUCUGUGUGGUAUUAAUCUUCUUAUCUAAUUCUUGGCCGUAACCGAAAAAGGUUUCCAUCCCAAAUUGCAGAAUAUUUUGAAAAAUAUACAGAAACUCCAGUGAGAAUAUUAAUCCUCUGCAGAGGAAUGAAUUAAUUCUUUCAAUUUUUACAUUUUUGCAUGCAUGUUGACAAAGUAACAUGUAUAAAUGAGGUACGGACUCCUUUUCUGAACCAGAGGGUCGAGUUUCACAUGCGUUGAUCUCAUUGUCGGCCUGCGUGUGUUUCCAACUCUUCCUUCUUGUGGAGGGGUGAACUUCUCCUGAAUAGACACUGAUUAUAGUUAGUUAUUCGUGUCUCUUUGCUGUGCCUUGAAACAAACACCCUCUUUCGUGUGACAAUCCAGCAUGGCCUGAAAUAUGCUGCAUGAACUGAAAACUAAAGGGCGGAGAAACAUCUAAGAGAUGAAAACACAACAACAAACAAACAACCCGCCGUGUUGAAGAGCUAACGGGAUGUUAGUCCUCAGAUACGCAGUAGGCUCACUCUUCAAACAAGGUCCUCCUGCUGCCUUUCUCUGCAGCUUCAUGGUCUUCAACUGCGGAUUAGUUUCGAUGUCCUGAUAAAGUCCUGGUCAACCACUUGCUUUUUCUGAAGCUGUUCAACCGUUGAGCAGAAUUCGUCUGCUGAUAAACACUAUGUGGUUUGAUUAAAAGCUCUAAACCAAGUACGGAAUCAUUUAAAAGCGAUUAACAGUCAAGCUCCAAACUAAGCAAUCUCACCGUUUGUUUACUUCACACCGGUUCCGUCACUUCUUUACGAUGUUUGGUAUUACGUCCUCGUUGGUGCCUUUGUGGAUUUCAAUCAUUGUUGUUGAACUCAUAUAAGACGUAUGAGAGAACUUUCUGCCGAGGAUACAAUCUUUCAAAGGCGUGUGGCGUUUCUGUCUCAUUUGAACACGUUAGAUUGACAGUGAGCAAAAUUAGAGGCUGUGUAUUUAUUCGUGGCAUAACACUAAAUCUAUUUGCUACGUUUUACAUGGAAUCCAUCAUGCUGUGUAAAAGAGAGGAAAGCUGGCAGCAGAGCCAGAGUGGUCAUUAAAGAGAAUUAUGAGGAAAAAUCAAAGAGCAUCUCUAAAAGUCUCCAUGUGAAGUACCACCGUACCCUGCGGGUUCGAAACAUCAUUAAAUGUACUCCCCCCCCCCCCCCCCCCCUUUGAAAACUACCAAAUGAAAUUGUUUUUUUUGCUAUUCUUCGCUCUAAUGUCCAUGCAAGGAGAUAUUGUCCAUUUUCUAGUUUAAUUGUAUCCGGUCACUCGGAGGUUCAUUCGAUUUCCAGACAUGUCUUGUGCAUCAUAAGUGCUUUAUUUCAUACAGUGUGUGAGGCUGCUGUAAAAUGUGGGUUGUUGUAUCUACAUGAAGGUCGAGAUUAAAGGAAAGACUGCAUUUGAGGUUGAUCUUUUUCGGGCCCGUUUUGUCAUCAAGUUUUCAUCUGUCAAAAGUGAAGUGCUGUGAUCUGAAAUUAAAGUUAAUUCAGCUCAAUCCA